UGGAAAGAAAGAAGCGGGUAAAAAACACACUCCUCCUCUUUUCCUCUCUCUCUCUUCUCUUCUUUCAUCUCUCUUAACAACUUAUUUAUAAACGCCAACAUAAAUGGACUUUGUCAAAGAUCUCGACAACCGAUUACUGUUUGCCGUACCCAAAAAGGGUCGUCUCUACGAACAAGUCUUACAACUGCUGAAAGGAUCCGACAUUCACUUUGCUCGUAAAUCGCGUCAAGACAUUGCCCUCUCAACAAACUUACCCGUUGCACUUAUUUUCCUGCCUGCCGCCGACAUUCCCAAGUAUGUUGCCGAGGGCAACGUCGACAUGGGUAUCACGGGCCAGGACAUGGUCGUCGAAAACGAGGUAGCCGACAAGGUCACUGAAGUGUUGGAACUGGACUUUGGCAGGUGUCGUUUGUGUGUUCAAACACCUGUCAAGGGCGAGUUUCAAACGUUGGAUGCGUUGGUCGGUAAACGGAUCGUCACCAGUUUUGAUGCCUAUGCUCGCAAGGUCUUUGAACCUUUGGAUAAAGCCGCUGGCAAGCAAACGCACAUUACGUAUGUCUCGGGCUCGGUCGAGGCCGCUUGUGCCUUGGGCCUUGCUGAUGGUAUCAUCGAUUUGGUCGAAUCGGGUGAAACGAUGCGUGCAGCUGGUCUCCAUGACGUCCACACACUCAUGACAACUCAAUCGGUCUUGAUUGCCAACCACAAAUCUCAGCACACCUCCCUUAUCGAAAAAAUCACCUCCCGCAUUCGUGGCGUCAUCGCUGCUCGUAAAUACGUCUUGUGCUCUUACAACAUCAAACGCGAAAAUAUCCAGAAAGGCACCUCCAUCACUCCCGGUCGUCAAGGCGCUACAGUCUCAUCACUGGAAUCGCACGAAGGUUGGGUUGCUGUCUCGGCUAUGAUCGAGGCAAAAGAAAAGGGCGAGAUUAUGGACAAGUUGACUGAAGUCGGCGCCACUGAUAUCCUGGUCACGGCUUUCACUAGCUGCCGUGUCUAAUGUACAUUUUUCUUCUUUUUUGUCUUUUUUGGAAACUGUAAUAAAACGUUUUCUUUUUUUUGUUUC
Zychaea mexicana is the source of this 1063-nucleotide messenger RNA. RefSeq lists its product as uncharacterized. The transcript has 2 exons. Gene Ontology annotation, molecular function: magnesium ion binding; ATP phosphoribosyltransferase activity. NCBI's taxonomy places the organism in Eukaryota, Fungi, Mucoromycota, Mucoromycetes, Mucorales, Lichtheimiaceae. The record is from RefSeq and is a predicted model, not a curated record. Gene Ontology annotation, cellular component: cytoplasm. Gene Ontology annotation, biological process: L-histidine biosynthetic process. The coding region runs from base 104 to 997 and encodes 297 amino acids.